Molecule: messenger RNA, 496 nt
Organism: Dermatophagoides farinae (American house dust mite)
Lineage: Eukaryota; Metazoa; Arthropoda; Arachnida; Sarcoptiformes; Pyroglyphidae
Source: RefSeq, a predicted model, not a curated record
UGAUUUCAAUGUUGAUGUUGUCGACACAAGUUCAAGCUCAAGAAUCAUUUGAACCAGAUUCGGAACCAGUGCGGCCACAAUUACCGGACGGUACACGCCGCCGUUAUGAUCGUUUUAAUCAAUGGAUGAAAGUGAUAAACGAAUUUUUCACCCAAGGCAAUUGGCUUAAUGGUGGUCCAUCGAAUCUGAUUGAAUACAUUACCAGUACGUUGGCAAAAUUAUUGGACAUAUUGAUGAAUCGUCGUGGACCACCGGUUAUAGCACCGGUUGAACCAAUAUCACCACCAUCAACGGAUGAUACAAUCGAAUAUAAAGUAUUAGAUUCAAAUGGACGACAACGACAAUCAAUAGAUCGUUAUCGUGAAUCGAUUGGAAAUCGACCAAAAAUUCAAUUAAAUCUAAACGAUAUCAUUCGUAUGAUACCAACAAAUCAAUUGAAUCGUUGAUCGAUAUAAUUAUUUUCAAAGAAAAAAAAAAUAUUGAGCAUUUUUAUUUU